AUGAUAGGCUCCACCCCCGCCGCCCGCAGCAUUGUGCGCGGAUUCCCUGGCACGCCUGUCACGUCUGGUGACGAGGAUUCCGACUAUGGAGGAGGUCCAGGCCGGGUCACGCUUCCCAAGGCCAAUCGACGCGGCCGUCACCGUAUCGACGACGUCGUCAGCGCCAACUGCAGCCCCGUCAUGCGUCCUACGCCCUCGCCUAGCGUCUCGGGCAUCGCAAAGCUUCGCAUGCAGAUGGACCCGCUCAGCCUCGAUUCUGCUGCCGCCUCGCGCUCGAGCUCGGUCACACGCCUGCAUACAGCAAGAGGAGCACCGGAGAACGGCUCCGCGCUGGGCCACGAACUCAGCAGCCGCUCCCAGAGUCGCGACGGCGCCCAGAGCGAGGCCGGUAGCGAGGGCUCCGAGACGACGGCCGCCUCGACCGAGUACGAAGUCAACCUCGAGCAUGACUUUGUGAGCGAGAGUGUGCACGACCGCUCCGGUAUCAUGGAGGCACUCGAAGGCGGCCUUCAUCCCCGUCGCAAGAUGACUUCGGAGGAGUUUGAGCCCUUGCGGUGUCUAGGCAAGGGAACCUAUGGCACCGUGCUCCUCGUCAAGCAGCGUGCGACUGGCAAACUCUACGCCCAGAAGCAGCUCAAGAAGGCGUCGUUGGUUGUCCACCGAAAGCUCAUCGAGCAGACCAAGACGGAGAGGCAGAUCCUCGAGUCUGUCAAUAGGCACCCCUUUGUGGUCAAGCUCUUUUACGCCUUCCAGGACCACGAGAAACUCUACCUGAUUCUCGAGUACGGCCAGGGCGGCGAGCUCUUUACCCACCUCAACACGGAAAAGAUGUUCUCCGAGACCGUCGCCGCAUUUUACAUGGCCGAGAUGCUGCUCGCCAUUGCCCACCUGCACACCAACCUCGGCGUCGUCUACCGCGACCUCAAGCCCGAGAACUGCCUCCUCGACGCCGACGGCCACCUGCUGCUCACCGACUUUGGCCUGUCCAAGGUCAGCGCCGAGGAGUCGAGCGAGAACUGCCACUCCUUCCUCGGCACCGUCGAGUACAUGGCGCCCGAGGUCAUCCUCGGCAAAAAGUAUGGCAAGCCCGUCGACUGGUGGUCCUUUGGCGCCCUCGGCUACGACCUCAUGACGGGCAACCCGCCCUUUCGCGGCCAGAACCACGCCAAGAUCCAGGACAACAUUGUCAAGCAGAAGCUGUCGCUGCCCUACUUUCUCAGCGCCGACGCCAAGGACCUGCUCACGCGCCUGCUGCGCAAGGACCCCACCAAGCGCCUCGGCUCCAACAUGCCCAAGGACCUGCAGACGCUCAAGGCGCACCGCUUCUUCCGCAAGAUUGAUUGGAAGAGGCUCGCCGCCCGCGACCUCGAGCCCCCGAUCCAGCCCAUGAUCACCGACCCCGAGCUCGCCGAGAACUUUGCGCCCGAGUUUACCGACCUCGCGCUCAGCCCCUCGGUCAUGACCAUCAAGGAUCCGUGGGGGGCUGCUCCCUCGUCCUCGGCCAAGGACGACGUCUUUGGCGGCUUCAGCUUUGUCGCCUCGUCCAGCCUCCUCGAGGCUCAUGCGUUUCCUCUGGCGGCGGGCGGUGAGCAAGCCGCUUGA
This is a messenger RNA of Akanthomyces muscarius, 1602 nucleotides long. RefSeq lists its product as uncharacterized. The coding region runs from base 1 to 1602 and encodes 533 amino acids. The record is from RefSeq and is a predicted model, not a curated record. The transcript has a single exon. Gene Ontology annotation, molecular function: protein serine/threonine kinase activity; ATP binding. Gene Ontology annotation, biological process: protein phosphorylation. Lineage: Eukaryota; Fungi; Ascomycota; Sordariomycetes; Hypocreales; Cordycipitaceae.